Molecule: messenger RNA, 1476 nt
Organism: Oreochromis aureus
Lineage: Eukaryota; Metazoa; Chordata; Actinopteri; Cichliformes; Cichlidae
Product: motile sperm domain-containing protein 1-like
Exons: 7
Coding region: 549-1406 (285 amino acids)
Cellular component (GO): cytoplasm
Source: RefSeq, a predicted model, not a curated record
GAUGCGUCCGCCUCCUCCGAGAGCCAAAGAUAGAAAGCAUUUUCUUGUAGCGUGGUUGAAACAUUGUAGCAACCAUUCUUGUACCAUUUCCUUGAAUAUUAUGGCUUUUAUACAUCCAAAAUGAUUUCUUGUUUAGUUUCAGAAUUAAAAAUGAAUUACAACUGUUGCCACCAUCAUUUCAGCUUAAACACAGCGUCAAACUAAGGAGUCUGAUGUGACACACAAAACAACAGAAGGCUGGGAUUCUUUCCGAACGCUCAUUGGUUUAGAGCUAGAGAGGGGGAGGGAUUUAUCAUAAGCAACAGCUUGCUGAGGAAGUAGAUCCGGGGGCAGCGGGAAGGAAACGAGGAGGUAGAGAAGUAAAUACGGAAACAGAGAAGGAAGGGAAGAAGCACAGACGGAUAAGAGGAGGUAGAGAAGUAAACAAAGAAACAAAAGGAAGGAAAGACGUGCAGAAGGCAGCAAGGUAUCAGGCGGUGUUACCUCUAGGUAUCCAAUGACAGCUCUCAGAUCAUGUCCGCGGGCGGGGCUCCACACAGAGCGGACUAAUGAGGAGGAGGCAGAGCCAUGACGGGCGAGGAGACGAGGGGGGGUCGGCGGUGGUGGGGGAGCAGAGCGUGGCGGCGGGGGGCAUGCCGCAGCUUGCCGUCUUCCUGUUCCCCUCGGAGAUGGUGUUUUACGCCGAGCAGAGGAGCUCCCAUAGGAGGGUGCUGACCCUCUACAACCCCUACAGCUUCAGCCUCAGCUUCAAGAUGUGGUGCACGGCGCCCUCGUUCUACAGGGUGGUGGAGGCAGAGGGCAGCAUCCGGGCCAAGUCCUGCGUCGACCUGGUCGUGCGUCAUCUGGACGUCUCCCCCAGAAACUGUGGCCGCAGGGACCGGUUUCGCAUGGAGGUGAGGGGCGGAGGCCAGGUGGGACGACGGGAGAUCUGGGCGGAGCUUAGAGGAGGACGAGAGGAAGAGGAGCAAAGAGGAGGUCAACAAAGGGCGCCUUCCCGUCCUAAUUCUCAGCUCCUGCCCACACAGGCACACCUGCCUGCCUGCACAGCUGUGCGCAGCGCGUCUCAGUGGGCGGUGUGUGUGGCUGUGGCGGUGCUGUGUGUCACAGUGUUGAUGCUCCCCCUGCACACUGACAGCAACUCGCUGGUUCCACACUGGCUGCACGUCUCCACCAAUCAGAAGCUGGUCUUGUUACUAUGGUGUUUCUACGGUGACGUCAUGCUGCAGCGACCUGUGGCCUCACCGUCGUCCACACAGGAGGAGCCCUCAGACGAUUGUCAUGGGACAGCGAGUAGCGUGUUCAAAAAAGCUUUAUUUAAACUUGUCGAUGGAGUGGACGGAGUCAUCGACCACAGAGGAACAGUUGGAUAUGAGCGCCGUGAGAAGAAAUGGAUAUUGAACCGAUGAACAUGUGACAAAGCUGUGAUGCUGCGUAAAUAAAAUGAUUGUAAAUAAAAACAGAAAGUGAUGAUUUUAA